Drosophila bipectinata is the source of this 728-nucleotide messenger RNA. RefSeq lists its product as uncharacterized. The record is from RefSeq and is a predicted model, not a curated record. NCBI's taxonomy places the organism in Eukaryota, Metazoa, Arthropoda, Insecta, Diptera, Drosophilidae.
GCCAGCUAGCAGUCACCAGAACCAGAACCGAAAUACCAGAACCACCAUGGACAAGUACACGAUGAUGUCCUUGUGCCUCAUGGCUACCUUUGGACUCCUGAUCCUUGAAGUUAAUGCAGGAAACAAUCCACCGGCUAUUCAGCGGAUGAUUAACUGUAUGACAAGUGUGGCGGGGAUCAUGACUAACUCAAGUAUGGAGCAGGGAUCCGCCUGCCAAAAAUUUAACUCGACCCUUGGCUACUGCGUGAAUCUUUACGAAACCGCCAAACCCUUCUACAACUCCUACGAAAAGAGUCUUCUCUCUAUGAUGUACAGUCUAGGGUACUCAAUUAAAGGAUAUUUUUGUCACGAAAAUAGCCCUUGCCUUCCCAAAUUUGUUAAGGGGGAAGGACCCGAAUGUUUUGCCACCCAAAUUCGUGAAAUUGGAAAUUGCAUCAAUGACUACUUACAGGUGCCCCUUUUGGAAGGGUUUUGGGGCUUAGCCGAAAAUGACCAGAAAUGUUUAUCAUUUCGUACUUUCGGCUGGUGUGUCAUUGGGCAUUUGGAUAAAUGCUCUUCAAAGGAAGCUUUCGACACUGCCCUGAUGAACAUCGAGGUUGUGAAAUUGAGACACAAAUGUAAGGAAGACGUUCCGGCACCAGUUGCAAUUACAAUAAGGCCCGAGGAGUUUCUGCCAGGGUACCAUUUGUAAGAUGCUUGUAAGUUCCUUUUUGUUUUAAUAAAAACUU